AGCGGUUUGUUUACAUCGUUUGACAGCUGUUCAUGCAUCACAACAAAGCUGCACGCAUCUUUCCACUUUCGGCUCGCUGUUUGCGGUGUUCUGUUCCUGCAACGAUGGCCUCCAGGGACGAAUCUGCGUUCGAAAUCACAAUCACCAACUUUAGCAUCUGCUGCCGGCUAUGCCUAUCGUCGAACGAUUCCGAACAUUACUUCGAUAUCUCCAACACCUCGUUAGCGUCCCAGAACGAUAUCACCAUAAUCGAAGCGAUACAGAAAGUCACCAACAGUGAGAUACUUUUGAGCGAUAAGCUUCCCACAAAAAUCUGCAAAUUAUGUUCCACCCGGCUGGACGACGCGUACUGCUUCAUCCGCGAUUUCUUUCGCACCAACGAGAUGCUGCAAAAUUUCCUCUACAACGAAGAGCCCGACCGUUUCGCGGACGAUGAUCAAAUCGCCGACAGCUAUUCCGUGGUGGAAAGUGACGAACAAGGGGACGCCGUGACGGAAAUGGAGCUGGGCGAUUUAGCGCUCAGAGAGCAGCGGAUAUUCGUUGAGGAAGGUGACGAACCACAUCCCACCGAUCCUAGCAGCGGCGAUUGUUUACAAGAGGAAAAGCGCGAUCUAACGGCCGUCGAAUUCAUCCUGCAAAAGAUCGGCACAAAACGACCGGCAAAACCGCGGAUCGAUAACCGGACGUCCGUGCGCACGGCGAGACAUGCUUGCACGCUGUGCGAAAAGACCUUCAUGCGCCGCUCGAACCUGAUCGAUCAUUUGCGGCUGCACGCGAAGGUAAAGAUGUACGAGUGCGACUACUGUGACAAGCGGUUCGUGCAGUCCGGCAAUCUAAAGUCACACCUGCGGACACACACGGCGGAAAAGCCGUUCGAGUGCGGCAUCUGCGGCAAGUCGUUCACCCAGUCGAGCUCGCUCAAAACGCACAUGCUCACGCACACGAACGUAAAGCCGUACGUGUGCGACGUGUGCGACAAGGGCUUUACGAGCAGUUCCGACCUUAGCAAGCACAAGCGAACGCACACGGGCGUUAAGCCGUACCAGUGCAUCAUCUGUCCGGAUCGGCAGUUUACGCAGAAGGUGCACCUGCGCAACCAUCUGGCCCGGAUGCACCCGACCAGCAACAUUUCCCAAGCGAUCGAGUUGGGCGACUUUAACGCGGAAAAACGAACGAUCGUUUAGCGUUUCGUUGGCCGCAAAUGUUGUUAAUUUUUCAAUUAGGGAUUGUAUUACUAAUUUAAAAAGCAAGGCCCAGUACAGAUGUUUGAUCAUCGAAUCACUUACCUCACUCAAUAAAAACCACUGUGGUUUUGGAAAUGGAUGCUUCA
Anopheles stephensi (Asian malaria mosquito) is the source of this 1330-nucleotide messenger RNA. Its product is annotated as zinc finger protein 615-like. The record is from RefSeq and is a predicted model, not a curated record. The transcript is spliced from 2 exons. Bases 33 to 1184 code for a protein of 383 amino acids. Gene Ontology annotation, molecular function: zinc ion binding. Lineage: Eukaryota; Metazoa; Arthropoda; Insecta; Diptera; Culicidae. Gene Ontology annotation, cellular component: nucleus.